This is a messenger RNA of Dipodomys ordii (Ord's kangaroo rat), 369 nucleotides long. Its product is annotated as mitogen-activated protein kinase kinase kinase 5-like. The record is from RefSeq and is a predicted model, not a curated record. Gene Ontology annotation, biological process: intrinsic apoptotic signaling pathway in response to oxidative stress; cellular response to stress. The transcript has 2 exons. Gene Ontology annotation, molecular function: MAP kinase kinase kinase activity. Lineage: Eukaryota; Metazoa; Chordata; Mammalia; Rodentia; Heteromyidae. The annotation marks the transcript as partial.
AGAUACCUGUUAGUGUCAUUUUCUUGUAACAUUCUACUUCUGCUUCAUUUUCUAGGGGUGAAGCUAAGUAGCCUUCUUGGUAAAAAAGGAAACUUGGAAAAUCUGCAGAGCUACUGGGAAGUUGGAUUUUUUCUGGGAGCCAGUGUCCUAGCCAAUGACCACCUAAGAGUCAUUCAAGCAUCAGAAAAGCUUUUCAAACUGAAGACACCAGCAUGGUACCUCAAGUCUAUUGUGGAGACAAUUUUGAUAUAUAAGCAUUUUGCAAAACUGACUACAGAACAGCCCGUGGCCAAACAAGAACUCGUGGACUUCUGGAUGGAUUUCCUGGUGGAGGCCACAAAAACAGAUGUGACUGUAGUUAGAUUUCCA